Messenger RNA from Gekko japonicus, 1014 nucleotides. Its product is annotated as chromosome unknown open reading frame, human C8orf74. The coding region runs from base 1 to 1014 and encodes 337 amino acids. The transcript is spliced from 5 exons. NCBI's taxonomy places the organism in Eukaryota, Metazoa, Chordata, Lepidosauria, Squamata, Gekkonidae. The record is from RefSeq and is a predicted model, not a curated record.
AUGGCCAGCUUGUCGGCUGAGGGCGUUGAGACCGUCAUUAAGCUGCAGCGGAAAUUGGGGCGCCAGUAUCUGAGGGUGCUGCUGGAAUGGAAGGAGUUUGACGAAAUCCGGGAUUUGCGUCGGAGCAUCCAACUCGACACCAUCUACCACAGUCUGGUGUUUGCUGCUGAGAAAGGCUUGCCCUGGCUGGCUGUGGCAGAAGUCGGGAAACUGACAGUCGAACUGCUGGAUGAAACCAAAGGUUUGCCCAUUUCACAGGCCAUCCAGAUCCUACAAGAGAAGCUUACUGCCUUCCGGGUGAGGCUGCCCGUUGUCAAACUACGUGCAGUGUGUGAUUACUUUCAUAACACUUUCAUUAAGCAUUACUGGCUGUACCAGUUCACAUUAGAGCAGGAGAGAGACCGCUGUCAGACAUUUACCAGCCUCGAACUCUACGCUCCACCCACACCUCUGCCGCUGAUGGAAGGCAUGGAUGUUGAAGUCUGGAAGUACCAGCAACAGCUGGCCGCCCUCUCUGAGAUGGAAGCCCAAAAGAGAGCUGAGAUGGUGCUUAUCCGAGAAACCCUGGACCGGGAGAAGGAACGUACGCUGCAGAAAGUGUACAGUGAUGUCCAACGACAAGCACGGGUCCUCAGCAAAGAGGCUCUGAUGUGCCUUGUCAGUGAAGCCAUUAAGACCCAGAUCCAGAGUCUGUGUGAGAUUCUACAGAGUGAGAUCCAGACCACCUUUGAUAUCUUACAGUUGAAGCUCCAAAAGAAGUCACUUCUGCUCAACCCCCCAGUCCCAUACCCUCCACCACCUACCCCUGAAGACAAAAGGAGAUCCAGCAAAAAUCCAAAGAAGCAGGAGAAAACAAAGGAAAGGGAGGGGGAUUUCUACCUCCAUAAAUUCUGGGCAUGGCAGCCAAGGAAGAUCGCCACCUGUUUCUUUGACUUCAAGGAAAUGAUCGCUCAGGGAAACACAGUCAUUCGCUCGUGGGCUACGUUCCAGGGCCAUCCGGGAAAGGUGAUGUAA